GUCAAUUCAAAUCAAACAUUGAACAGUUGAAGCUUGAAACAUUAAAAUGAAGUUAACUGCCAUUGUGGAAGUGAUCCUACUUCUUGCGAGUACUUCUCAUGGUGGUCCAUGUCCUGAAAACAUCAUGGCCAGAGUAAACAAAGUCCUUAAAGACUAUCCUAUCAUUGAUGGACAUAAUGAUUUCCCUAUGGGCGUCAGAGACUUAUUAAACAAUGAUGUGUCACUUCUUAACUUUGAUCAUGACCUAACUAAAGAAGAACCUUGGGCUUCAUAUUACUUCAACCAUGUUGACAUCCCUAGAAUGAGAAAAGGGAAAAUGGGAGGUCAGUUCUGGUCUGCAUAUAUUAGCUGCAGCAGUCAGUACAAGGAUGCAACACAAAAGUUCCUUGAACAGAUAGAUGUUAUUCAUCAGAUUGUUGAUAAAUAUCCAGAAGAUCUAAUGUGGGCAGAUAGUGCAGCUGAUAUAGAACUAGCAUUUUCAAAGGGUAAAGUGGCAAGUCUGGUAGGUGUGGAAAGUGGUCAUGCAAUUGGUAGCAGCAUGUCCAUUCUCAGAACACUGUAUUCAAUGGGGGCUAGAUAUAUGACCUUGACUCAUGGCUGUAACACACCCUGGGCAGAUGCUGCACAAGUAGAGGAUGGUUCUUUUCCCUCUAGAGUCAAUGGACUAAGUGAUUUUGGAGUUAAAAUAGUUCAAGAAAUGAACAGACUUGGCAUGCUAGUAGAUCUCUCUCAUGUGUCUUCUGAUGCUAUGCGACAAGCAAUUCAAGCAUCUUUUGCACCUGUUAUAUUCUCACAUUCAAGUGCCAGAGCAGUUGCAGCACAUUCUAGAAACGUUCCUGAUGAUGUCUUAGAAAUGGUAAAGGAAAAUGGUGGAAUAGUUAUGGUGAACUUCUACACCUGCUUCUUAGUUGAAAGCUGCAGAACCCAAAAUGCAACAGUUCUGGAUGUUGUGAAGCACAUAAAUCACAUUAGAAAAAUUGCUGGAGUUGACCAUGUUGGAAUUGGUGGUGAUUACAAUGGAAUAGAUGUUACCCCAGUUGACCUUCCCGAUGUAUCCUACUAUCCCAAUGUUUUUGCUGCACUCAUUGAAGACACUGAAUUUGAGUGGACAGAUGAAGACCUGGGAAAGUUGGCUAGUGGGAAUCUGAUCCGUGUCUUGAAGGAAGUUGAAGAAGUUCGGGACUUAUUAGCCAUAGAGGGUCAGAAACCUGAUAAUACCUGGAUAUCCUCAGCAGAUCUUGGAGAUGACACAGCUUGCAAUUCAAAAUAAUUGCUUUCAUAGAUUUGUCAAUGCUAAAUAAAUAAACCUAAGCUUCAUGUAGAAA
This is a messenger RNA of Eurytemora carolleeae, 1325 nucleotides long. Its product is annotated as dipeptidase 1. The transcript has a single exon. Gene Ontology annotation, biological process: proteolysis. NCBI's taxonomy places the organism in Eukaryota, Metazoa, Arthropoda, Copepoda, Calanoida, Temoridae. Gene Ontology annotation, molecular function: metallodipeptidase activity. The record is from RefSeq and is a predicted model, not a curated record. Bases 47 to 1270 code for a protein of 407 amino acids.